CCUUUUCACUACCACUGGAAAUCCUAUCUCGCCUACCAACACAACUUCACUGACCUUGACGGUCCGGUGUGAUCGUCACGGGACACACAGUAUGAGUAAAGUCUGAGCCCCCGACGUGUUAACUAACACCUUUUCACUGGAGCCUCCACCUCGCCUACCAACACAACUUUGUACCGUGGUCCGGUGGGAUCGUCACGGGACACACACAGUACGAGUAAAGUCUGAUCACUUGUCCUGCAGACAGCGACGUGUACACACCUUUUCUCCUUAGCUCCCACCUCGCCAGCCAACCAUGAAGACUGUGGCGGUGUUCCUGAUGUGCCUGGCCGGUACCUGGGCCCACAUGUGCAUGAUCAGCCCUCCUCAGAGGGGGUCCAUGAUGGGAAUAAACAAAGCAGGAGCGGAUGACUGCGCCCUGGUGACCGGCCCGUGUGGCGGGAGGAUGCCGAUGCCUCAUACCGGCAUCGCUCUCAUGGCAGGGGAGAACUUCACGGUGACCCUCCAGAAGAACCUGGAUCACUGGACCUCCUCUUCACCGGGAAUGUUCACCAUCAACAUGCGGGAGGGGGAAGAGGGGGAGUUUAAGCAGUUGGCGAUGAUCAAAGACAUGGGUGAACCGUCCCUGACUCUCUACUCCACCAACAUCACUGUCCCACAUCCCAUGGGACAUGGCAUGGCGACCCUCCAGGCUGUGUACGUCACCAAGAACCCCCAGGCUCCCGCCAUGUUCUAUGAGUGCGCUGAUGUCCACAUCAUGCCCAGGCCAUAGUCCAACAUGGUCAAGAGAAUGCAAUAACAACAGAAGGAAAAAAGCAUAUUGAUUGCUCUAUAUUUCGCAUUGAUGUUAUAAGAGUAAGCGCUGUAGAUGAUGCCACAAAUCAUCCAUGAAUUAAUUUGAAAGUUCAUCUGUUUUAGUAAAAGUCAUUCUGGAUCAGAACAGAAAUGUUACUUCCAACGCAGAAAUUGGACUCCUCAACUUUUCGACUGACUAGCUCCAGUCCGUUUCAAAGCAAGCCACCACGUCUGUGACGCCACGCUAUGCAGAUAGAACACGUAACUAGUUGAGCAGUUUAUCAUGCAAAAAAUCCAUGCCCCCCCCCCCUGUAUGUAUGUAUUCCAUGAUUUAUCACUGAUAUUGUCAAACUUUUUUGUGUGCAGAAUUGUAAUAAACUGCUGAUCACGAGCAAAU
Molecule: messenger RNA, 1189 nt
Organism: Branchiostoma floridae (Florida lancelet)
Lineage: Eukaryota; Metazoa; Chordata; Leptocardii; Amphioxiformes; Branchiostomatidae
Exons: 5
Coding region: 293-769 (158 amino acids)
Source: RefSeq, a predicted model, not a curated record